Paramecium tetraurelia is the source of this 1215-nucleotide messenger RNA. RefSeq lists its product as uncharacterized. NCBI's taxonomy places the organism in Eukaryota, Ciliophora, Oligohymenophorea, Peniculida, Parameciidae. The transcript has 4 exons. The record is from RefSeq and is a predicted model, not a curated record.
AUGGAUUCAUUAACCAAUCUCCAAUAGAGAGAAUUUAAUGACAAGGAGUUGCUCCUAAAAAAUGAAAAAUUUAUUAAAGAUGCAAACCUUAAUAGUUAAUACUGCAAAGACUUUAGAGAAUCAUUAUCAGAUCAGAUCCAAAAAACCAAAGAGACCAAUUCUAAUCCCAAUCAUCUCUCCUUAUUAUUAAUUCACAAUCAAUCCCUAAUGUAUUCUAGUAAAUUAAAUGAUAACGUGGCCAUUAGUCACAGAAAUGCAAUCUAACCAUUUUUUGGAGCACUGCUAAAAAAGAGUCCUCAUUGGAUUUAAGGUUAUAAAUUAAGAUAGUGUUCAAUUAUAAACAGAGUUUUUAGAUACUUUUCUGCAGAAACUCACAAAUUGGAAGGAGUACUAAAUUUUGAUGUUUAAACUUAUUAACUAAUUGAUAUUAAGGAUAAAUAAGGAAAUGUUAUUGAAUUUAUAAUCAAACCCGUAGGCAAAAUUGAAAAGGUCUUCCAAUUCAAAGGUUCCAAUUUCCAAGAAACAACCAAAUGGUUUCAGAUUAUUCAACUGCAUUUGCAAGAUUCCUUUGGAACACUCAACAAACUAACAUCUCUGUGUCUCUAUGAAAAGUUCUGGAGACAUGAACGAAUAUCAGCUUAGUAGCUCGAUGAGGAAGCUGAGGAUGGUGAUUUAUUGCUAUUCAGAGGGAAAAGCUUUAAUUGUUAACUCCAGCGUGCCUUAACUCAGAAUGAUUAUGAUCACAUUGGAUUACUAAUCAAAAUUGAACCAGACAGACUCUUUAUAUUCGAAUCACUUCCAACCAACGGAGUAAGUCUCUGCGAAUGGAAGACUUUCAACACUAAAGAAUGGUAUAAGCUAUAUGAAAAAAUAGUUUAUAGAAGACUCAAGGCCAAUAGAUCAGCAGCUUUUAAAACGAAACUAUUAGAUUUUGUCACUAAUAAUUUGGGUAAAGAAUUUUCUUGUGCUCCUUCUAAAUUAUUGUUGUAAAACUCAACUACUCUUGGAGAUGUAAACUUAGAGGCUGCUAAAUAGUUUAACAGAACUUAUUUUUGUUCUGAAUUGAUUGCGAAAAGUUACAAAACUUUAGGAUUCUUACCCAAAAGUGUCUCGUCCACCUAAUAUUGGCCAGGCUCUUUCUCAUAAAAAAAUCCUAAACUUAAGCUAGAAUAAGCUGAGUUAAGUGAUGAAUUUUUAAUUGACUUUUGUAUAUGA